AUGCUUCGGAGCUGCUCAUCACGACUGUGUCGAAUUUCACCUGUAAAACGUCCUCUGGCUCCGGUCACUGGAACUGUGUCAUGUAAACAAGGAAAACACAGAACAUCGUUGCACACGUUUCCGCCAUGCCGCGCCAAAGUACUGACAAUAGACAAUAUGAAUCCUCAUUUGAGGGCGAUGGAGUAUGCUGUACGUGGCCCAAUUGUCAUCCAGGCUGGCAAAAUAGAAGAGGAUUUGAAGGCGGGUGUAAAGAUGCCUUUUCCUGAUGUGAUAAGAGCCAAUAUUGGUGAUUGUCAUGCAACUGGACAACCACCCAUCACUUUCCUUAGACAGGUGGUAGCGUUGUGUACAGAUCCAGCUAUGUUGAUGAAUGAUCCACGCUAUCCAUCUGAUGCCAAGGAGCGUGCCCAGCGAGUCCUUGAUAGCUGUGGUGGUAGAAGUAUAGGUGCGUACAGUGAUAGCUCUGGUGUGCUGUCGGUGAGACAAGAUAUUGCUGACUACAUUCAGCAGAGAGACGGCCUUCCUGCGUUUUCUGAUGACAUAUUCCUGUGCACGGGUGCCAGUGAUGGUAUCAAAACGAUAAUGAAGAUGCUGAUGACUGGAGACGUUGGGCAUGGUCGGGCAGGCGUGAUGAUUCCUAUUCCUCAGUACCCUUUGUAUACUGCAACCAUAGCCGAGUACAAUGCCUACCCUAUUAAAUAUUACAUGAACGAGGAAAAGAAUUGGGGACUAGAUAUAAGUGAGCUGAAGAGAUCAGUUGAUGAGGCAAGACCAGAGUGUAAACCAAGAGCUAUUGUUAUUAUCAACCCCGGCAACCCCACAGGUUCAGUUUUAUCCAGACAAAAUAUAGAAGAUGUGAUAAAGUUUGCUAAGGAUGAAGGAUUGUUUAUUUUAGCUGAUGAGGUAUAUCAACACAAUGUAUAUGCAGAAGGAUCUUCCUUCCACUCAUUUAAAAAGGUGAUGACAGAGAUGGGAGGAGAUUACAAAAACAUGGAGCUGGCAUCAUUCAUGUCCGUCUCCAAGGGAUACAUGGGAGAGUGUGGAUUUAGAGGGGGUUAUUGUGAGGUCAUAAACCUUGACCCUGAGGUUAAAGUUCAACAAUUGAAAUCAAUUUCAGCAAAACUGUGUUCUUCUGUAUCUGGUCAGGCAGCCAUGGAUGUAGUGGUGAAUCCUCCACGGCCAGGGGAGCCAUCGUAUGACCUCUUUAUCAAGGAGAAAAACAAAGUUUUGAAUGAUCUGAAAGUGAAAGCUAAGAUGGUUACAGAAACAUUCAAUAGCAUGGAGAGAUUCUCCUGUAAUGAAGUUAAGGGAGCCAUGUAUGCAUUCCCACAAAUACAUAUGCCAGAGUCUGCUGUACAAGCUGCUAAGGCCCUGGGAAAGCCUGCUGAUGUCAUGUACUGUGAGAAUCUGCUACAAGAGACUGGUGUAUGUGUGGUUCCUGGGUCUGGAUUCGGACAAAGACCUGGCACAUAUCAUUUCAGGACCACUAUUCUUCCAACGGUGGAACAACUGGCGGAUAUGCUGGAACGAUUCAAAGUUUUCCAUGAAGGAUUUCUACAAAAGUUUAAGUAAAAUAUUUCCACAGAAGUAUAAGAAUUCAAGAGAUUGUAGUUUGUUAACAGAGAUAUCAAUUGAAGAAUUUUUUUUAUUUUAUGUGCUUGACACACAACAGAGCCAAAAUAUUUCAUAUUGUUAUAAAUCUGUUCAAAACUGCCAAAACUUCAGCUCAGAUUAUUCGUGUUAUCACAUGAUCACUUGUAUUUUUGUUAUCGUAAGGAUAUCCUAAUAAUCUUGUGUAUCUUAACAUGUUUGUAUUUAUAUUUUCUGUUUAAUAUCCAUCAACAUUAAGGACAUUCAGAAUUCGUCUUUUCCGUACUUACGUACAUAUUGUUCGGUGCGUACGUACAUAUUUCUAUCUGAUAGCCUUUUCUGUAUGUACUACUAUACACAUAUAUCUGUCUGUUUAUUCGGACAUAGGUCUGUCUGUUUAUUCGGACAUAUGUCUGUCUAUUUAUCCGGGUUAGAAUUUGUGACCUACGUUACUUCACUGAUACAAUUUCUCAAUCAUUAGAUUUUAGAACUUCUCCGAGGUGUAGCAAUAGACUUCCUGUGACCUGUUCCACUUUACUGACUUCUAAGAGGAUCACAUGUUUGUAUUUUUACAAUGAUUUCUAUGCUUUUUUGCAUUAUUAUUCUACGUCGAAUGAGGUAGUAUAUAUCCAAAACAGUGCUUCUUUAUUUUCACUGCCUACAAGAGUUUUAAAAGGUUUUGAUGGUUUGCAUCGAAAAAGAUACUUUAGUGACACAUCAUCUUUUACGACAAAUAUUUCGAAGCAGAGAUACUGAUUUCUUUAAAUAUUUUGACAUUUAGGAUAUAAACCACAGUCCUCACUUUGAAAAUAUGUUUACCCGUGUGUUCACUACAACUAUUACUGUAUUCGCUCUUUUAAAUGUUACCACACAGCGACGAAAAAAAAUCAUCGAUUAAUGUAUAGUUAUAAGUUACAUUUUUCAUUAUGCGCAAACAAAUCUUAACAUCACUUACAAAAGUAAUGAUCUAUUAUAGUCUUCGAUUUUAAAUUUUGUAAGAUGGGAACAAAACAAUCUGAGCCUUGCGGUCGUUUUUGUAUGCAGUAUCCCUAAAUGAUGUGUUAUGAACGGCGACUGAUAAGAGAAGACCUAUUUGCUAAUCAAAGGAUCAUAUCACAUGUAUAUGUAUUUGACGUUAGCACUAUUGCUAGUCAACAUGUUUUGGGAACACGUGAUUAUGUAACGGGUAUUAAACUUGUAGUUGUUACAUUCAAAUGUUGCCUAAUGGCUCUACCUUAUCUAACUCUCUAUUUGUGGUAAAAUUUGCUAUUCAGUUGUUUGUUUUUUUGUACAAUUCUCUUAAUCCAUGAAUCUAUAUGUACACAAUCUGUUUAGAUUAGUAAAAGUAGAUUUAUUGAAUUCUAUUUAGCCAGGAAAUCAGGUGUCAACGAAAUAUUUUUUUAAGAUCACAAAAUUGAGUCUCGCGACGAUAUACGAGUUUACAGUACAUACCAAUUAUUUGUGCAUGUUACCACAGAAAUAUGUUUUUUUUGUGUGUGAAGUUUUUCAGGUGUUUCAAAAUGUUAAUAGAAUAUGAAAAUGAUGUUGAUUUGAAUUUCUUAUGGUGUGCGUCUGCUCGAAGUUUCUUUACUUAAAGAUCUUAGUAUUGUUACUUUCAAUUGUAAUUAAUGCCUUGUCUUGCAGAUGGUACCAUCAACACAUAUAAAUAAUGUGAUGGUUUUCACGAGAAGUUUUGAUAUGAUCAUAAUGUGAAUCUAUUACACUUUGUGAAACCUGUAUGAGUGUGGGUGUGGGUAUUUCACGUGGUCGUUUUUUUUCAAAUUUUCUGUUCGAUUUUAUUAUUAUGAUAUAUUUUCUUUUACUUCAAAUUUUUUUCUCCUGUUUGAUUUACGAUUGCGCACUUUGCUGUUAUAGAUUUUGUAGGAGAGUUAUUUCUACGGGAAGUCAGAUCUACAUGACAGACAUUAGUUUUGCUUUAAUCAACAUUAUUAAACAGAGCUAUUUUGUUGGUACUCUAUGACCUUGUGAAAUAGAAGUGACAAUGUUAGGUAACACAUUGCUAUAAGUGUACAUGAUGACAAUAGAAGUGACAGUGUUAGGUAACACAUUGAUUUAAGUGUACAUGAUGGCCAUUAUAGAUAUAUAUGAUCUGUAAUUUACUGUCAAACUUGUGAAAUUGAAUUUAUGCUCUGAACUGAUAUUAUCAUUACAGGGCCUGUUAUCAGAAUAAAAUUUCCAGUCAAAUUAUCAAAGUAAAUUAUGGGAAAAAAGUUUCCAUGUGCAAUAUUUCAGUUUCUGUUUCGAAGUAAAAAAAAAUCGGUAUACGUUUUUGUUGAUCUGUUGAACUACUGAAUCUCUUUUAUGAUGACUAUGUAUUUAAGAUUUUCGAAAAUACACCUUAAUUGACAUUCUUGUUGUUGACACAGGUGUAAAUGUAUUUUUAUGAUAACGUAUUAUAUAUUGCGAGCAUGUUAGUCAGUCUAGUAAUCUAUUUUAGUUAUACAGCAUAGUUAGAUAUUAAUACCAAACCGAAGAGUGUUACCUUCUAUACGUUAUAUUUUUUGUGUACAGUUUUUUUUUAUUGUAGAUUUGAUUUUAUGAUACGGACUUUAAAAAACAGCAGCCUCCUGUAAACUAACUACUUUUCGCGGCCGCUAAUUUUUGCGAUGUCCACAUUGGAGGAGAUUUAUUUUACGACACCCUGUUAUAUUUUCGGAAACCGACUUUACUUUUCUGUACUUUUUAUCCAUUUCUUGGUUCAUGACGAUUAAUUUUCGCAAUUUUUGAUAAUAGUUUUCUAUGAGUCACAAUGUGGACCCUGGUGUAGCUGUGUAGCUAUGAAUCAGAACACGUCCUCUCUGCCAGCUGAGUAACACAAUUCAUAUUUUGUCUGUUGAGAAACAGGAAAGUAAUUUUCUGUUAGUUAGAAUAUGGAACAGAUCGGUCAUAUCUGCUACGAAUCAUGUUACGAUUUUAUCUGUCUGCUGAGGAACAGAACGCUUCGCAUUCUGUCCGCUGAGAAACAGAAUAGUGUACUUCAAAUUUGGUCUGCUAUGAAUCGCAACAGUUGGAUAUCUGCUAGCAGGAUUACAUUGUUUUAUGUCAGCAUUACAGCAUUCACUGUUUCUGUGAUAAACUUUUAGUGUUAGUUACCAUUAUUUUCAAUAUUACAGUUUUAUUUCAGUGUACUUAUAUUUAGAUAUUUCUUAAGGCAACUGAAAAAGGUGCACUGACCGAUAUUUAUAGAAGGAUAACUCAGACAUUUAUGACGUAAUAUGUUUGCCUUUGUUGUAUAGAUGCCACAUGUAAAACUUUUUUGUUGGAUUUGUUAAAUACUAUUUUACUAUGUUAGGCUAUAUAUAAACAUAUUACCUCAUUUGUUAAGAUGUGGAGCUUCUUUUACAUAUAUCAUGUGAAACACUUGCUUUAAGAUGAACUGUACAUUUGAGGUAAGAUAUAUUGUAAAAUUGCAAUGCCCACUUUGAAAUCAAUAAGAAGUAUGUUGUAAAUUUCACACUUUUUCAUGUUGUUGUUUCGUUAGGAUUGCAUUUUCUUGAUAAAAUGUUUAGUGUCAAACCCCCCAAAAAAUGUGUAAUUAGUCGAAAGUUAAAUAUUGGCUAUUUGAUUUCAGCUCUUGGAUAUUUUGUAAAUUAGGUAUUGAAGGUCUUUUUGAAAUGUGUAUCAUUUUUGUACUACAGCUUGAUGCAACUUGAUGAUAAAACCUAGAUUUGAUAUUUAUGGGGAGUCAUAUUGGCAACAAUACACAGACAAUGACAACCGCCAUUUAAGGUUGAUUAUCUGAAGAUUUUUUAAUGUCAAAAUAAAAUUGACGCUAGAAGGAUUAGGAUUUUGUCAUUCCGUUCUUCAACAGAUAAAAGAUAUUAUCAAAUAUGUUUGUUUCCAUAUCAAGAAGUAUAGUUUGUUGAUUAUUCUAUACAUGGUUUGUAGGUCUGUUUUGAGAGUGUCAGUGUUGGUUUCUCCAAAUUCUUACCUGAAGAAAUGAUUUAAGAUAAUACUUCUUGAAACGUUCCAUCUGAUCCACAUCAUUCACCAAGAUCUCAUCAUGAUGAUAGUGAUGGUUAACUUGACGCUUUUCCUGAUCUGGUGAUAUCAAGUUAAGUCCGAAUGGGCAUUGAAGUAUACGGAAUUGAGAAAACAAUCUGUUUGUAAUGGUUUAAAGACAAUUAUGUCUGUUAUUCAGAAUGUUAAACUCAUUUGUAUAAAAGAACCAAUUUUGCUUAUUUGGUGUAAAAGUUGUAGAAACAAUUGGGAUACGUCAUAAAAUCCAGAUAAUGCAUUUAAAAUGUUUUGAAUGAUUGUUUUUUAGAAACAUUUUUAGGAGCAUGACAGAUAAAGUGUUUUAUUUUGAAAAUCACAAAGUGCGUGAA
Messenger RNA from Ylistrum balloti, 5939 nucleotides. RefSeq names its product alanine aminotransferase 1-like. Gene Ontology annotation, molecular function: L-alanine:2-oxoglutarate transaminase activity; pyridoxal phosphate binding. Gene Ontology annotation, biological process: biosynthetic process. Lineage: Eukaryota; Metazoa; Mollusca; Bivalvia; Pectinida; Pectinidae. The transcript has 13 exons. The coding region runs from base 1 to 1572 and encodes 523 amino acids. The record is from RefSeq and is a predicted model, not a curated record.